AUUUUUUAGUAUACCUAUUAUAUCUUUGAUUUACCGUUAUUUAAGACAACAUUUUAGCUAUUGGUCGGACAGAGGCCUAAGCGGACCGAAACCCUGGAUAUGGUUUGGAAAUACAUUUGAAGAACUGUUUCGUCCGAUUUCGGUCAUCGAUAGAGAAAGGCGUCAAAAAUAUGGACCGACCUAUGGUAUUUACGAAAACAAUAAGCCAGUUAUGAUGACAUCGGAUCCGAAACUAAUCAAAAAUAUUUAUAUCAAACACUAUAAGAAUUUUUCGGAUCCGAAAUCAAUUUUGAUGACACCAGACAAUCAUGUAAUCUAUAGGCAUAUCAUCAACAAUAGUCGGGGCGAGACCUGGAGGCGUCAAUCGGCGGUUAUUAGAUCGUUGUUUGCCGACAGUCGGCUGAAAUUGUUUGCUAAAAAAAUUACUGAGAAUUUAAUCAAUUUGACUGAUAGUUUGGAUAAAAUGAUAGAUAAUAAUAAUAAUGAUAAGGCAAUAGAUAUUAGUCAAGUGUUUAUCAAUCAUAGUAUAGAUCUGAUGGCUAAUUGUAUGUUUUCAUUGAAACAAAAUACAAUUAAUAGUGUAGACAAUAAAUUUAGCCAGAUCAUUAAGCAAUCAACUAUGCCAUCUAAAUGGCGUAUAUUAGCCAGUUUAGUUUUACCAAAAUUUUUAGUCAACGUACUCGAUAUGAGUACAAUUAUAUCUAGAAAAUACCUGGACCAGUUUGUUAGACUAACAGUACAGGAGUUAAGUAAACGUAUUAGUUUGCCUAUAAAUACUGGUAAUGAUGACGAUAACGACUUUUGUCAAUUGCUUAUGAAUCGGUGCCCGGAUUUUAUUAGCAAUAAAACAUUGGAUAAUAAUACUAAUAAUAAUAAUAAUAAUAAUAAUAAAACAUCAGAAUCUCAAAUAUCAGAUUUGUCGCAAACAUUAACCAAUGAUGAAUUAAUAGCCAAUAUAUACACACUUUUCGAUUCUGCUUAUGGUAUCGAUUAUAUACUUAAGAUACUAAUUAUCUACGAGUUGGCCAUAAAUACGGAGUGUCAGCAAAAAUGUUACGACGAAAUCAUUGCUAACUGUUUUCCGGAUAACAACAAACCAAUGACCGGACAAAACAACAUAAAGUUUGACUAUAAAACAGUGGACAAACUGAACUAUUUGGAUGCCUGUAUAUCGGAAAUAAUGAGAUUAUACGCACAGAUAUAUAGAGAGGGACGGAUAGCCAGACACGACUAUACGGAUGAAACAACUGGUGUGACAAUCAAGAAAGGACAGGUAAUACAGUUUUCACGGUCAGCAGUGCAUAGAAAUUCCGAUUACUAUCCAAUGCCCGACCAGUUCCGGCCCGAGAGGUUUGUUGGCAAACAAAACAAACACCAAUUGAUCGAAUCAGCCGUUUAUCUGCCAUUUGGUUUGGGCCGUCGUAUGUGUCCCGGCUAUAAGUUUACCCUGAUGACCAUCAAAUUGACCAUGGCACAAUUGUUGGUUAACUAUAGAUUUUUGCCAAUACCAGGUCUAACUAAACUUAGAUCAGCCGAUCCUAUUGUUGAACACUAUAGCUAUUAUCCGGGACAGUUGUAUUUGAAAAUUGAAAAACGUUAAAAAUCAAUACUAGAUAAAUUAAAUUAAUAUUAUA
Messenger RNA from Oppia nitens, 1634 nucleotides. Its product is annotated as cytochrome P450 9b2-like. The coding region runs from base 212 to 1600 and encodes 462 amino acids. The record is from RefSeq and is a predicted model, not a curated record. The transcript is spliced from 5 exons. Gene Ontology annotation, molecular function: iron ion binding; heme binding; monooxygenase activity. Lineage: Eukaryota; Metazoa; Arthropoda; Arachnida; Sarcoptiformes; Oppiidae.